Molecule: messenger RNA, 883 nt
Organism: Prorocentrum cordatum
Lineage: Eukaryota; Dinophyceae; Prorocentrales; Prorocentraceae
Source: the annotation of a GenBank genome assembly
GCUCAGGCAGCGCGCCCCAGCGGCGCUAACGAACUGCGCCGCCACCAUGGCGCCAGGGCCAAUGUGAAAACGGGGAGGUAAGUCCCUGGACGAAAUGUCUCACGAGAAUCGCCACGGUAAGGUGGCAAGUGCGAUGCCAGGCGGUACGGCCUCGGCAAGUGGGAGGUAAUUCUCUGAGCGCGGACAGUGUCACUGCGCGCGUGUGUGUAGAGUAACCCUUGGCGGAGGAUAGGAUGAGGUACUGUGAUAAUCUACUGUCUCAGGGCGCGGAAUGGGUGGCCGCAAUCUCAAGGUGCUGAUCGAAUUGGGUCAGAAGUUCGGUCUUGCUGCGAGCCCGAUUCUGGUGAUAUGGGACCGGCAGAAAGAGCUGCUGCCUGCCCCAAUGAGCUCGGGGUUUCCGAAGCAGCUGGGCCUGGAGGGCGCCGCCCGGAACCUCUCGCUGGCCGCCCGCGGGGCGCACGUUGUGGAUGGCGGAGCGCUUUACUCCACCGUUGAGGACUGCCGCGGCUGGCUGUACAAGGAGGCUCUGGCCGAGUUCGACCGCAUCGUCAACAGGAAGCACGGGAGGAUGGUGCUCAUCACCUCGCUUGAGCAGGAGGAGUGGCUCCUGCGCGCCGCGGGCGUGCCCGCCGCCGGCGCCUGCGCCGCGGCGUGGGCGCGGGCGCCGUGGACGGUGCGGGCGAGGCGGAGGACCCCGCUGGGCUUCCUCGACGCCGUCGUGCUGGUGCUCGUGCGCUCGGCGGCGGGCGCCGCGCCGGCGUGCGAGCUGCCGGAGCUCUCCGACCGCCUGUGGUGGGAGACGGCCUCGGGGCGCGGGGGCUGGCCCACGCUGAAGGUCUCCCAGCGCCCGCCCAUGCAGCCGGCCCGCGGGCGCGAGAUCUGA